Messenger RNA from Sporisorium graminicola, 1362 nucleotides. RefSeq lists its product as uncharacterized. The coding region runs from base 1 to 1362 and encodes 453 amino acids. Gene Ontology annotation, biological process: lipid metabolic process. The transcript is spliced from 2 exons. NCBI's taxonomy places the organism in Eukaryota, Fungi, Basidiomycota, Ustilaginomycetes, Ustilaginales, Ustilaginaceae. The record is from RefSeq and is a predicted model, not a curated record.
AUGGGCGCAUCACUGCCUCUCGUUCCCGCUUGGCUGAUGAGCGUUGUCACAUGGGCUGUACCUGACUUCCACGACAAGAAACCGUACAACCGCACCAAUACCUGGAUCAUCGUCGCACCUCUUCCUUUGAUCCUUCUGCAGAUACAUCUUCUCAUCCGGUACGACCCCAGGUCCACCUGGCUGUUGAGAGCGUCCCUGGUGCCUCUCAUCUCGCUGCUUGCUCUGAAGUCGGCUUUCGGGUUCUACUACACCGUUGGCGGGACAGGUCAGAUCGAUAGCAGAGGCCAGGCGAUCAACGCAGGCCUGGGCUGCGCUGGCAUGGUCAGCAUCAUCUGGUCGCUUCGAUACGGGCUCGCUCUUCAAAGACCUCGGCUCAAAGUACGCGAGGCAAAAUCCCAAGGAGCUACCAACGGCAGUCAAAACAGCGCCAGCUCUUCUGCUGCCGAGAUGCCAAUCUACUUCCCCGGCACCCGGUGGCCGCUCGAGCUUGAUCUGCUGCUCAAUGUCAGGGCCUUGGGUUGGGAGCACGGUAUCAAGGAAGGCGAGCCCGCUCUGCCCGUGCCGACCUACACUUCGCGCGAACGAUGGCGGUGGAUCUUGACGCGAAUGGCGCAGGUGCCGCCGUACUAUCUUCUCUUCGAUGCCUUCUGCGUGCUGCUCGAGGAGAAACGAUUCUACGUCCACGCUGGUAAAAGUGCAGGCGGCAGCAUCUGGGACUGUUCGAAAGGCUCCUUCGGGGUCGCUGGGCCUUAUUUGAUCUGUAUCGCCUUUGCGUCCAUUUUCGUAGGCCUGCAGUGGAUGGUUCAUGCUACAAUGGCAUCUCUUUCGGUCGGCCUGUUUCACGACUUGCCUUCACGGUGGAGCCCACCGAUCUUCAGAAUGCCUUGGAUGGCAACAUCAGUGGCAGAUUUCUGGGGCAAGCGCUGGCACCAGAUGCUUCGGGUGACGUUUAUGACCGUGGGUUACUGGCCAGUCCACCGUAUGCUGCUGCCCCUAGCCGGGAGGCGCAUUGCCAACAUUGCAGGCAUUUGCGGGACGUUCUUGAUAUCUGGCAUGAUCCACGAGCUGGGUCGAGUGGCUAUGGAGUCUAGAUUCGCCUUGACAAACGUUACCUUGUUCUUCGCCAUCCAACCUGCUGCCAUAUUUGGCGAGCAGUUGUUCGAGUACUGCACCGGGCGCCGAGUGCGAGGCUUCUGGGGCUGGCUCUGGUCGAUGUCCUGGAUCCUGGGCACUGCCCCUCUUCUGAUCGAGGGAUACAAUGAUGGAGGCUAUACGGCUGCCAAAAACAACUACAUCGGCGUCACCCGACGGCCGAUCACCCUCAUGAUAGAUUGGUGGGACCGCACGCUCAACGGCAUGUAG